Molecule: messenger RNA, 1155 nt
Organism: Oryza brachyantha (malo sina)
Lineage: Eukaryota; Viridiplantae; Streptophyta; Magnoliopsida; Poales; Poaceae
Product: tricin synthase 1
Exons: 3
Coding region: 106-864 (252 amino acids)
Molecular function (GO): O-methyltransferase activity; S-adenosylmethionine-dependent methyltransferase activity
Source: RefSeq, a predicted model, not a curated record
CUCCGGGUUGACGACCCAGCCAACCCACCCGCACCACCACCAGCAUCAUCAUCUCCACCACCAGCAGCAGCACUAGCAGCGGCAGCUCAGGAAGAUCUCAUCGCCAUGACGACCGGCAAUGGCGACGCCCCCGUGAUCAAGAACGCCCACAGCGACAUCGACAGCACCAACAAGACUCUGCUCAAGAGCGACGCCCUCUACAAGUAUGUGCUGGACACGACGGUGCUGCCGCGGGAGCCGGAGUGCAUGCGCGAGCUGCGCCUCAUCACGGACAAGCACAAGUGGGGGUACAUGCAGUCGUCGGCGGACGAGGCGCAGCUGCUGGGGAUGCUGCUGAAGAUGGCCGGAGCGAAGAGGACGAUCGAGGUCGGGGUGUUCACGGGGUACUCGCUGCUUGCGACGGCGCUGGCGCUGCCGGAGGACGGGAAGGUGGUGGCGAUCGACCCGGACAGGGAGAGCUACGAGGUGGGGCGGCCGUUCAUCGAGAAGGCCGGGGUGGCGCACAAGGUGGACUUCCGCGAGGGGAAGGGGCUGGAGAAGCUGGACGAGCUGCUCGCCGAGGAGGCGGCGGCGGGGCGGGAGGCGGCGUUCGAUUUCGCCUUCGUGGACGCCGACAAGCCCAACUACGUGAAGUACCACGAGCAGCUGCUGCAGCUGGUGCGCGUCGGCGGCCACAUCAUCUACGACAACACGCUGUGGGCCGGCACGGUGGCGCUGCCGCCGGACACCCCGCUCUCCGACCUGGACCGCCGGUUCUCCGUCGCCAUCAGGGACCUCAACUCCAGGCUCGCCGCCGACCCGCGCAUCGACAUCUGCCAGCUCUCCAUGGCCGACGGCAUCACCAUCUGCCGCCGCCUCGUGUGACCGGCCGACCGGCCAGCCAAUCCACUCUUUUCCGUCCGUCCACCCAAUCCAUCCCUCGCGUGAUUAAUCAACGUGUGUGCUGUAUUCCAUUUUCCACCCACCACCACUACUAUACCCGGCUGUUACUUAUCCUUAAUUGCCGCUUAAAUUUCUCCUCUUUAUUUCUUUUUAAAUGAGAUCAUAUAUUCUUCAAAACGAGAAAGGUUUGUAGCGACACAUUACUGGUUGGUUAUGUUUGUUACUACAUGUUCGUGCACAUCUCUUUCCAUGGUCGCCAGUCUUGCCCACCCA